UGAUGUACACAUACUUUUAAAAUAAUCUACUUUUAAAAGUAAAAAACUUUUUACUUCAGUGAUAUGCUUACAGGUUAUACAUGCUUACUUAACGAUAAGCCUCUGCACCAUACUUGCCCCACAAACAGGCCUUGAAGGAGUAGUUCACUUUAAAAUGAAGAUUAGCCCAUUAUUUACUCUCCCUCAAGUCAUCCAAGGUGUAUGUGACUUUCUUGUUGAUUGCAAUUCACUCCCAUUAUAAAGCUCAGAAACAUCAUGGUGUUAAUUAAUAUAACUCUUAAUGUAUUGGUCUGGAAGAAGAAAGUCACAUACACCUAGGAUGACUUGAGGGAGAGUAAAUAAUGGGCUAAUCUUCAUUUUAAAGUGAACUAAUUAUUUAAUAGGCCUUUAAGCUACAUGAAGUAUAAAGUGAUAGUAACUACUCAAUUAGAUCAGUUAUAGUGCUAGGAGUACUAGCCCAUGCACACGUGUAGAAUACAUAUUUGAUCAACAGUCAUGAAUUAAUUAAAUGUAUUAAUAUUAUUAUAAGGCAUUUCUGGUAAUUAAAAGUCCAUUAAUUGGAGAAAACAUUGAUAUUAAAGCACAUGGUUGCCGACACAGUUUUAGAGUUUUUUAUUUUAUUUUGUAAUGCUGGUGAAUAAUUAUACAAAUUGCAGUGAAGUUUGCUGUUCUAGACUCACAUGGAGUAUGGGUUGGGGAAAAAACUGACGGGAACGUUUUUAAUAUAUUUUAUAAGGAAAAAUAAUUUCAUUUGUGAAAAAGUUGAGUGACGUAAUUUAACCCGGGAAAACAUUUUUUUUGGCGGGAGCCGUGACGAGUUGAGUUCGUCAUUCGCGCGAGGAGACAGAUCGUCAGAGAGGUAAGUUCACUAGCUUGUUUUAUAAACUCUUAUCUUUUCAAAUUGUGAAACUUUGACCAAAUAAACAAAUGAUUGAUAGCUACCUAGAUAUACAGACCAGCAAAUGACUACAUCUGGUGCUCGCCUAUAGUAUGAAGACGACGAGUAACGAACGUUAUUUAGGUGAGCUAAAUUAGCGUUAGACCGAAGCCAAUCGUUAGGCCUGUCAUAAACAAUAUUAUUGUCAUUUUAAGACAAUUUUGUGCCACUUAGUAUUUAAUCAUAAUAUAAAAGCAUAAUAAUAAAAUUAGGCAUAACGUUAUACACUUUAAAAAGACAACAACCAUUUAAUUAUUUUGAUAAGUGGUGUCAAAAAAACACUGAAUGAAAAAAAAAACUUAAAUAAAGAGUAAAUAAUCAUUGUAAAAUAAUAAUACUAAUAAAAAAGCGCAAAGUACGUUACAAGUAGAGAAGAGAAAAGGUGCACACUAUUGCUGAGUUAAGUUAGCGGGCAGAUGUGUGUCUGAACGAGCCUCAGCGAGACUGAUCUGAUAAUAAAACAGGUUUUUUAUGUGCACCAUUUUGCGCUGUGACGUAUUAACUUGCUCAAGAACAGUGGAUUGCGGCUUUGAAAUCGAGCGCAUUUAGAUUUGUUCUGUAACGUUAGUUGUCAUGAAAACACGAUGGCGUGUUCUUCAGCUUCUGUAGGGCGCUGUGUGUUUGAAGGAGAACACAACACCACAGCGCGAUCUGCGAGAUGUGCUGCCACUCAUUAUCAUAUAAACAUACUGGGCGAAGGAUUGCGUCACCAGACGGUUUUGAGGUCAUGUAGAUAUUGUGAGUUAUGUCGAUAUAUUAUUGAUUAUUGCGACAGGCCUAAUGCUCGCUAGUUGCAGAUAAUUUGAGAAAAAUCGAUUCUCAAAAAUGUCGACAGAACAACCGCAUGCCUUUUUCAACAUUUAUAACCCUACUAAAUUUUGAUUAAUAUGUAUUCUUUAGUCAAUUUUUUAUUUGAGAAAUACAUGUUUCGUGUGUAAUUAGCAAGCAUGAUCAAGUUGAAUUUAAAUGUAUUACUGCAUGUCAUGUCUAAACGGAAGCGAUUUAGUCCUGUGGAGGAUGCCACUGCACACAUUCUGUCUGGCAAAGACAAACCAUGCCUUGAGGAGAGAUUCAUUAACUCUCAUAAAGGUAGAGGUGUGUUUGCUAGCAUGUCCAUUGACAAAGGAUGCUUCAUUCUUGAAUACCGUGGAGAGUUACUUUCCCAAGAGGAGAGCCAAACAAGACAGAAUAGAUACAAUGAAACAGAAAAUACCUUCUUGUUUGAGUUUGAUUGGAAUGGAAGGCAAUGGUGCAUUGAUGCCUCAAAAGAAGAUGGUUCACUUGGGAGACUAGUGAACGAUAAUAACAAGACUCCUAACUGUAAAGUGAAAAAAAUUAGUGUUGAAGGUAAACCACAUCUGUGUUUGUUUUCGGUUAAGGCCAUAGCUUCAGGAGAAGAAUUAACAUACAACUAUGGAGAUUCAGACUGGCCAUGGCGUACUCAGUUGAACCAAGCAGUCCCUCACAAUGAGGAGAACAUACCAUCAGAAGACAGUACACAUUUUCCUGACAAAAUAAACUGUCCCAAGCCAGCUGAACAGAUUGGGAGUUAUUUGUCUGAACCCAGGCCUUCAAAUAGUGGUCAAUCCACCGACCACAACAGUGACCAUUCAUCCACAGCCUCUGACAUGAUGGAGAACCAUUCUCAGGUGAACCAAGCAGUCCCUCACAAUGAGGAGAACAUACCAUCAGAAGAGGGUACACACCUUUCUGACAAAAUAAACUGUCCCAAGCCAGCUGAACAGAUUGGGAGUUAUUUGUCUGAACCCAGGCCUUCAAAUAGUGGUCAAUCCACCGACCACAACAGUGACCAUUCAUCCACAGCCUCUGACAUGAUGGAGAACCAUUCUCAGGUGAACCAAGCAGUCCCUCACAAUGAGGAGAACAUACCUUUGGAGGAAGAUAUAUGUUUUCCUUCCAACAUGAGCAAAAAGUCAACUGAACAAGUAAUGCCAUGUGGUACAUUAACCAAGCUCCAAUUAAGUAAUAAUUUCAGACUGAAAGAAAAUCAAGACAGAUGUGCUCAACGCUAUGAACAACUGUCAACACUUGAAACUAAGAGAGGGAUGACUGAUUACUCGCAGAAUAAUGAAUCUGAGAUAUCUUGUGAGGAAUCCUCCUUUUCUGACUACAGUGACAACGAUUAUGUCCCUGGUACAGACUGUAGCUCAUCAGACAACAGUUGUGAAAGUGAAGAACUAAAUAUCUGCCAUGUCGAGCCAGCAAAGGGAGGUGCUGUUGAGUUUAAGAGUACAACAGACAAUAGUACAAGCUCAUCCUAUCACCGUUCCACAUCUGUGACACCGAUGCCUACUAAAAUGCAAAAAAAUAGAUACAAGAAGAUACAAUAUUGUGCCUAUUGUCAGAAGCCAUACUCUAAAAUUGCACGGCACUUGGAGUUUGUUCAUCGCAAUGAACUUGAGGUAGCUAAGGCAUUCAGCUUCGAUAAAAGGUCAAAGGAAAGAAGAGUGAGACUACGCCUUUUGAAAAGUAGAGGGAACUUUGCCCAUAAUGCUGCAGUUUCAAAAGCCGGAAAUGGGGAAAUGGUUGCUUGCAGACGGCCCAAAGAAGUAAAAUCUACCUAUGACUUCACUCACUGUAUCCACUGUCAGGGUCUAUACAACAGAAAGACACUAUGGAGACACAUCCGAACAUGCCCCCAGAACCCCAAAAAUGAAAACCGCACAAUUGGGCAGAAGAGAGUUCAGUCAAUCAACAGCUUGACCCUUCCUCCACCAGUGGAUGUUAGCAAAAGUCUGUGGACCAUUGCUUGUGAGAUGGUGAAUGAUGAAGUUUCAGAUGUUGUCAGGAAUGAUCGAUACAUUCUUCUUUUAGGGGAGCAGAUGUACAACAGGCUGAAGUCACAUUCAGGAAGAAAUUACUACAUUAAGCAGAAAAUGAGGGAAGUAGCAAGGUUGCUCAUCACUGCCAGAUCACUGACACCCAUUCAUAAUAUGGAGGACUUCAUCCAACCCUGCAACUUUCCUCACGUUAUAAAAGCAGUAAGAGCAGUGGCAGGAUUUAGUGAGGAGGCAAACACCUACAAGAUUCCAUCACUGGCACUGAAGCUUGGACACAGCUUGGUGAAGAUUGCCAACUCUGUGGAAUGCAAUGCACUGAUGUCAGGACGCGACACGGCUGCGGAGUCUGCACGAAAUUUCAGACGUUUGUAUGAAAGCAAAUGGAAUGAGGUAGUGUCUGCAGCUGCACUGACUACUCUGGGAGAAGCUAAAUGGAAUAAGCCACAAGUUCUACCAUUUACAGAUGAUGUCAAAACACUGCACUCAUUUUUGAACUCAAAACAGCAGGAAUAUGUGGAUGCCCUUCAAGAAAAACCAAAUGACAAAAACUUUGCCAAUCUUUGCAAAGUCAUGCUAACACAGAUCAUUAUUUUUAAUAGACGAAGAGAGGGUGAAGUUUCCAGGAUGAAUAUUCAAUCUUACACGUCUAGAGACCAGGCACCAAUGCACAAAGAUAUCGCUGUGGGACUCAGUGACUUUGAGAAAAAACUUUGUGGGUACUUCCAAAGGGUGGAAAUACGUGGUAAAAGGGGGAGGAAGGUACCAGUGUUGCUGACCCCUAAUAUGAUUGUGGCCAUGGAUCUCCUUGUAAACAUGAGAGAAAGGUGUCAAGUUCCUGUUGAAAACAAGCAUUUGUUUGCUCGUCCAGGUGCUCUGUCUCACUAUCGUGGUGGAGACUGUAUUCACCAGUAUGCCCGAGCCAGUGGAGCAAAGCAUCCAGAUGCCCUUUGCUCAACAAAGCUGCGUAAGCAAGUAGCUACAAUGUCCACAGUAUUAAACCUAAAAGACAAUGAGAUGGAUCAACUGGCCAACUUCCUUGGCCAUGAUAUCAGAGUUCAUCGGGAGUUCUACCGCCUCCCUGAAAGCACUCUACAGCUUGCAAAGAUUAGUAAACUCCUCAUUGCAAUGGAAAAAGGGGCACUGCCCGAACUCCAGGGUAAAGGAUUAGAUGGUAUAACAAUAGAUCCACAAGAUGAAAUGGAUGUGUCGAGCAACAGUUCCAGUGAUGAGGCAGAACCGCAAACUUUAAGCUGCAGAAGACAAGAGUAUGAGGAUCAUGUGAAUGGCUCCCAGAAAUCACUUGUUCGUAGACCAAAAUCCUCCUCCAUGGUAGACCUGGACGAUGCCAAUCUCAAACAAGGCACAAAAGUCAGUGUCAAAAAGAAGUGGUCGGAAGAAGAGGUUGGGGCAGUUGAAAAGCAUUUGAUGCAUUUCAUACGCAGCUGUCGAGUUCCUGGGAAGACGGACUGUGUCUCAUGCCUGUUAGCUGAGCCUGAAGCACUGAAAAACAGAGACUGGUCUGCUAUUAAGUUUUAUAUUAAUAACAGAAUUACUGCAUUGAAAAGACAACAGAGUCGGUAGGACCGAUUUUUUUUUUUUUUUUUUAUACAUUUAUACGCUGUUAAAUCAAUUUGAAGUUAAGGCUUUAUGAAGUCCUCUUUGAUUUUAAGCAAGAAUUGUUAAAAACAAAAAUUUGGGUAACACUUUAUAAUAAUGUUCAGUUGUAAGUAAUGUAUAAGUGAUUUAGUUAUAAUGAGGAACUAAUAAUUUACAAAACGACUUAACGUUCACAAUGUUAAGAUUUAAAAAUCUUUUGGUAAGUUAUCUGAAAAAAUAGCAUCUUAAAAUAAUAAAACAGAUCCUUAGUAAAGGGCUAAGAAGUUAUUAGCUAAUAUAUUAUUUAUCACUUAUCACAGCAUUAAAGUACUCCAUGUGUGUCAGAGAAGACAUCUGUCUAACCCUCACCAGUGAGCA
Molecule: messenger RNA, 5712 nt
Organism: Carassius auratus (goldfish)
Lineage: Eukaryota; Metazoa; Chordata; Actinopteri; Cypriniformes; Cyprinidae
Exons: 13
Coding region: 1885-5319 (1144 amino acids)
Molecular function (GO): protein binding
Source: RefSeq, a predicted model, not a curated record